AUGCCAAAAACGAAAAUAGUGGAAAGUGAACGGAUAUCAGAGAAAGAAGAACUAUGCAUCACCUAUUGGUGUGAUAAUGGAGAUAAAUGGGAUUUAUUUACAAUGAUUACCGGUUUAUUGUUAUUAAUCAUGGGAUUAUGUUGUUCUACCAUUGAAGUUGGUUAUUUACUAUAUACACAUCGUAUACAAUGCUACUGUGUUGGUUUAUGGUGUUCUGCAGGUUUUUUGUUAAUUGGUACUCUUGCCAUGGGAUUAUAUCAUUAUGAGUCAGUUCCAUCAGCAUCAUUAUUGUUAUUCUGUGUAGUAUGUGAUUUAUUAUUUGGCAUAAUUAUGCCAUUAAUUGUAAUUGUUUUAACAAUUAACUGUGGUAAAUUAAAUGCUUCAUAUUAUCAAUUCACUGUGAUUUGUAUAAUAGUUGAAUUAACAAGUAUUGUACAUAUAUUUUUUGUAACGAGAGAAUUGUUAAAAGUACGACGACAAUUCUAUCGUAAUGAAUAA
Schistosoma turkestanicum is the source of this 498-nucleotide messenger RNA. Lineage: Eukaryota; Metazoa; Platyhelminthes; Trematoda; Strigeidida; Schistosomatidae. The record is from the annotation of a GenBank genome assembly.